ACUAGCGACGGCCCUACAUCUCGAAAGUGAAGCCUCCUGUCACUCUGGCCCGUUAGGGUUUGUGGGAAAUUGCAAUCCUAGCUGAUGUGCGUUCCGGUUCAACCCGGCAUAAUAAGCAGACCAAUCCACGUUUAGCUAGCGGAGGUCAUGACGCCACCCCAAAGCGGUCAAGACGAGAUGAGCAACGAGCGCACAAGGCCUCAAAUACCACAAGCUCCCUGACCUUCCUUUUCCCACCCCAACCAUCACCGGCCCUACUGCAGACAUGAUUUGCGUUUCUCGACCAGAUAAGUCCUACGCCGGGGAGGGACAUAAUCAGAGUCCCAACCCGCUCUCCAAUGAUCAGACGACUAACGAAGAUCUCAAUGGCAUGGUCAACACGCGGAGGAUCAGGUCAGACGACAAGCCGCUGUCGGACUGCAACUCAGUUACACCACCCGAUGACGAUGGAACGGGCGGCGACAGCAAAGGGCAGCAUGCUGCGCGGAGGGGAGAGGCGGUAGAGUCUACAGACUCUGCGCCUCUCCCAUUUCGCUCACCUUCUCCCAACCCUGACAGUGAAGCUUCUGGCAAUAGUUGGGUAGGCCUUCGCAUCUUUAGGAGAUUGAAGAAUGGCAUCCUCAAGUUCGGCUCGUUUAUCGGACCAGGAUUCAUGAUUGCCGUCGCAUACAUUGAUCCCGGAAACUAUGCCACAGAUAUAGCCGCCGGAGCCAGCUAUCGGUUUAGACUUCUCUUUAUCGUGCUGCUUGCCAACCUGUUUGCUAUCUUCCUCCAAACCCUCUGCAUCAAGCUAGGGACUGUUACCGGGCUUAACCUUGCCGAGUCAUGCCGAGCCUUUCUCCCGCGUUGGCUGAACUAUGUCCUCUACUUUUUUGCCGAGGCGGCUAUCAUUGCCACAGACAUUGCAGAGGUCAUUGGGUUCGCCAUCGGGCUGAACCUGCUCGCUCCCGCGAUACCCUUGGUGGCCGGAUGUGCUAUUUCAAUCCUUGAUGUCAUGAUAAUUCUCUUUUUCUACCGGCCACACGGGUCCAUGAGUGGACUUAGGGUGUUCGAGUACUUUAUUAUAGGCUUGGUCCUCAGCGUAGUGGUUUGUUUCUGCAUUCAACUCUCGCUAGUCCAAGAUACGUCCAUAGGAGACGUUUUCAUGGGCUACUUGCCAUCGGGUGCGAUAGUCGAGCAGCAAGGACUCUACCAAGCCUGCGGCAUUCUUGGCGCAACAGUCAUGCCGCACAGCCUGUACUUGGGCUCCGGUAUCGUGCAGCCUCGUCUGAGGGAGUAUGAUGCAAAACAUGGGCUCCUUCCUACCGAAUACUCUGGAGAUCAGGAUGGAGAAGGAAACGUCGACAAUGGCUAUUACGUCCCGUCGCUUCAGGCCAUCCGUCAUUCGCUAAAAGCUUCGUCCGUCGAGCUCGCAACCGCGCUCUUCACGUUCGCCCUGUUCGUCAACUCAGCCAUCCUUAUCGUCGCGGGUAUAUCAUUGUACAACAACCCCGAGGCUCCAGACGCGGACAUUUUUAGCAUCCACAAGCUGCUCACAGACUCCAUCUCCCCUGCGGCAGGCACCAUUUUCGCACUCGCGCUGCUUCUUUCUGGAGUCUCGGCAGGCAUCGUCUGCACUAUUGCUGGUCAGAUGGUGAGCGAGGGAGCUUUGAACUGGAGGCUUCGUCCCUGGCUGCGCCGUCUGGUGACCCGUAGCAUCAGCAUCACGCCCAGCAUUAUCAUUGCAGGCGCGGUAGGCAAAAAGGGACUGAACGAGGCGCUUAACGCGUCACAGGUUGUUCUCAGUGUUAUUCUGCCCUUUGUCACGGCUCCGUUAAUUUUCUUUACGUGCAUGAACAAGUAUAUGACGAUUCAGCCUGACGCGGCUCGGUACCUUGUUACCUCUGGCCAAGGGGGCGGUCAAGUUGGUGGCACACAGCCUCUGCGGGCAGGCGAACACGAUACUGGUCUCGUCAAGAUGGCCAACUCAUGGUACACCGUUGUGUUUGCGGCGCUGGUAUGGAUCAUUAUUACCGGAAUGAAUGUUGCCAAUUUGGUCUUGCUGGGAAGGGGAAAUUGAGUGAAGACUUAUGUUGACGACGCUCGGUGAGGAGCGCGCUCACGAGCAUUAGUAGUCGGUGCAUCUGAGAAUUUGAUGCCACAUCGAACUCAGGGCCGUGUCUUAUUUUCUUUCUCCUCUUUUCUUUCCGUUCGCCCUUUUUGAACUUUUUCACCCUGUUGUCUGUCAACAUUAGAGAUAUUGUCAUUCAACAAUGACACAGCGUGCUUUGACUGAGGCGCCAUGCAUACCGACGCCUACGGACAAGAAGUGCGAAUAGCCGAUAAUUUAAGAGCCUUUCGUAACUAUUCAUCCCACACCUAUUGAGAUGAGAACUAUACAUACAGUGUCACGGGCGUGCAUGGUUUGGGAAAAUGAGUGGGG
Molecule: messenger RNA, 2422 nt
Organism: Emericellopsis atlantica
Lineage: Eukaryota; Fungi; Ascomycota; Sordariomycetes; Hypocreales; Bionectriaceae
Product: metal ion transporter metal ion transporter
Exons: 4
Coding region: 266-2059 (597 amino acids)
Biological process (GO): iron ion transport; intracellular manganese ion homeostasis
Cellular component (GO): membrane
Molecular function (GO): cadmium ion transmembrane transporter activity; manganese ion transmembrane transporter activity
Source: RefSeq, a predicted model, not a curated record